Messenger RNA from Lepus europaeus (European hare), 3992 nucleotides. It is a transcript of the gene CHRDL1, whose product is annotated as chordin like 1. Bases 64 to 1743 code for a protein of 559 amino acids. The record is from RefSeq and is a predicted model, not a curated record. The transcript is spliced from 13 exons. NCBI's taxonomy places the organism in Eukaryota, Metazoa, Chordata, Mammalia, Lagomorpha, Leporidae. Gene Ontology annotation, molecular function: protein binding.
GCGCCUUGGCUCUGCCCCCGGGAGCGGAGCGAGCCGCGGCUCCCUCGUGGUGUGAGGGCGGUGAUGUUUUUCCUCCCACCCACUUUUGAGUCCCCCCUCCCCCCUCGCGCGCACUCUAACUCUCGCCACAACCUGCGAGCCCCAGACCUCGGAGGAGCGCCCCGGGGAGCUCGGAGCGCGUGCACGCGUGGCAGACGGAGGAGGCCAGUGCCCAGCUUGAGUACACCGGGCCUGGAAGGUUCUGAACUGAGUUUUACAGUGCUCCAAACAAGAAAAAAGUGGAAAAUGGGAGGCAUGAAAUAUAUUAUUUCCUUGUUCUUGUUCUUUCUAUUCCUAGAAGGAAGCAAAACAGAGCAAGUCAAACAUUCAGAGACAUAUUGUGUGUUUCAAGACAAAAAGUACAGAGUGGGUGAGAGAUGGCAUCCUUACCUGGAACCUUAUGGGUUGGUGUACUGCGUCAAUUGCAUCUGCUCAGAGAACGGCAAUGUGCUUUGCAGCCGAGUCAGAUGUCCAAACCUCCAUUGCCUCUCUCCUGUGCAUAUUCCUCAUCUGUGCUGUCCUCGCUGCCCAGAAGACUCUUUACCUUCUGUGAACAAUAAGGUGACCAGCAAGUCGUGUGAGUACAAUGGUACCACUUACCAACAUGGAGAGCUAUUCGUGGCUGAAGGGCUCUUUCAGAACCGGCAACCUAAUCAAUGCACCCAAUGCAGCUGUUCGGAGGGGAAUGUGUAUUGUGGUCUCAAGACUUGCCCCAAACUAACCUGUGCAUUCCCAGUCUCUGUUCCAGAUUCUUGCUGCCGGGUGUGCAGAGGAGAUGGAGAAUUGUCGUGGGAACAUUCUGAUGGUGAUAUCUUCCGGCAACCUGCCAACAGAGAAGCAAGACAUUCUUAUCACCGCUCUCACUAUGAUCCUCCACCAAGUCGACAAGCUGGAGGUCUGCCCCGCUUUCCAGGGGCCAGAAGCCACCGGGGAGCUCUUAUGGAUUCCCAGCAAGCGUCAGGGACCAUCGUGCAGAUUGUCAUCAACAACAAACACAAGCAUGGACAAGUGUGUGUUUCCAAUGGAAAGACUUACUCCCAUGGCGAAUCCUGGCACCCAAACCUUCGGGCAUUUGGCAUUGUGGAAUGUGUGCUUUGCACUUGUAAUGUCACCAAGCAAGAGUGUAAGAAAAUCCACUGCCCCAGUCGAUACCCCUGCAAGUAUCCUCAGAAAAUAGAUGGAAAGUGCUGCAAGGUGUGUCCAGGUAAAAAGGCAAAAGAUUUCCCCAGUCUAGUACAUUCAGCUCUUGGAGAGGAGAGAGUGGUGGUGCAGAAUGAUUCUUCAGGAUACUGGGAGAACUUUGAGCAUAUUACAGAAGAACUUCCAGGCCAAGGCUUUGACAGCAAAGGCUACUUUUGUGGAGAAGAAACAAUGCCUGUGUAUGAGUCUGUGUUCAUGGAGGAUGGGGAGACUACUAGAAAAAUUGCACUGGAGACUGAGAAACCACCUCAGGUAGAAGUCCACGUUUGGACCAUUCGAAAGGGCAUCCUCCAGCACUUCCAUAUUGAGAAGAUCUCCAAGAGAAUGUUUGAGGAGCUCCACCACUUCAAGUUGGUGACCAGGACAACCCUGAGUCAGUGGAAGAUAUUCACUGAAGGAGAAGCUCAAAUCAGCCAGAUGUGUUCAAGCCGUGUAUGCAGAACAGAGCUCGAAGAUUUGGUCAAGGUUUUGUACCUGGAGAGAUCUGAAAAGGGCCACUGUUAGGCAAGACAGACAGUAUUGGAUAGGGUAAAGCAAGAAAACUCAAGCUGCAGCUGGACUGCAGGUUUAUUUUGCUUAAGUCAACAGUGCCCUAAAACCCCAAAUUCAAAUGCAGUCAAUUAUUCACGCCAUGCACAGCAUAACAUGUUCCUUUAUGUGAAGUGGUGUGUCAGCUCUUAAACAUCUCCUCCAAGGAGACUGGACAAGUCUUGAAUGAUUUGUGGGAGGAGGUGGAGGGACGAAACAUCACAACACGGCUCUAAUUUCUUGGAGAAUCACAUUUCUUUACAGGUUCAAGAGCAAACAAACCCCAGGGUUUCUAUCCAGAAACUUAUUCAAAUGAAAGAAAGAGGAGGGAAUAGCUGAGGAGUUCUGGAGUACAGAGCGAUUAUUUGUACGAAAUUAUACUCUUUGAAUUCUAGAAUGCCUCGUGUUCUUUAAGAAAGCUAACUCCCUGUUCACACAUGUACACACACAUACGUGUGCACACACACAUAUGCACACCUACACACACAUUAAACUACAGCCUCCAUUUAGAACUAAAGCCAGCGUAGGGUGUAGCUGUAUACUUCUUUCCUUUACCUCACUGCCAGCUAGCUUGGAAGUUGUUGGUGACCAGCAGAAUACAUUUAAAAAUGUAAUCAGAAGGCUCUGCCCGUAGCUCUUUGCUGUGGCUGUUGAAGUCACGAACUGUAGUGGCAUGGUGAAGAUUAAGAACACUAUUUCCUGUCCCCACCUACUUCGAAGUGGAAACUAACUUUCCCCUAAUGAUACCACCUAUCCCUUCUCCCUGAACCUGUGGGGCCUCUGUAAAUAACUGAGAAUUGAAUAUGAAUACAAUUCUCAGAAACUGAAUUCAUAGAAGACAAAGAAAUUGUUGAAGAAAGGAGUUGAUAAAAGUUAAAAGGCCAUCUUUUUGUUUUCAUAUCCAUAAAACUGACCAAUUAAUAGAUCAGUACUCAGUAAUUUUCUUAAGGCAUCGUUUGUGUAGCCAGAACAUUUAGAUUAAAGUGUGAAGCUCCUUUUAAAAGGACAACUUUCCUUCUUCUCCACUUGCAAGGGCUGAUUUUUACCUUGCAAGGUGGCUUAGUCUUCCUGAGCUUCUGUCUGUGCGUUCUGAGAAUAAGAGAGUCAUUGCUCGCUUAAAGAGCUGGCGACUCUGAUAAAAAAUGUUGAUCCCAAACCGUUUUACCAUUCUUGCCUUAUCCAAGCAUGGGUUUGAGUUGGGGAUUCCAAAGUAGGCUGCACUUAAAAUGUAUGUGCAGUGCAAUAGCAGAGCAUAAAUACUCCGUUCUGAAGUUUGGCUUCAGAAGUCAUCUUGGUGGGAAAUCUACUCAUUCUUCACAGGAAGGAUCCCGAGCCUGCCUUCUGGAUUUGGUCCCUCUGAGGGCACGAAUGAGCUCUAGUGAGUACUUAGAAAUGCUAAGGAACCCGAAGGCCCUUAUUUCCUACUCUGUGGCCCUAGUUGAGAGAACAUUGUUUGUCUUUAGAUUACUUGACACUGAGAGGGAGAAAUAUAAAAGGUCCAGUCUUUAUGGCCAUAUGGCAUAAAGGAGUCAGUUGUCACAAAGGAGACACGUGGUCUGUGGCCAGGACUACAUAGAACAAGGCUCUCACCAGUGCAAUGCACACACACAUUCUCUUCGAGAGAGGGAGAUGACAGACCUUGGGCUGAAGGGCCUCAGAGCUUUAGUGUGCGUGUGUGUGAUGGGGUGGGGUGGUUAGGCAGCUGCUGCCUCCCCUGGCCUCCCCUCCCCUAAGGUGGCAGGGUUUCCCUAGUGUGGAGACCAGUAAUCAGAUCCCGGUGCAGAGGUGGUUCCCCUUUCCCACCCAGGUGUUCUCAGAAAGCUCAGCCUUAAGGGAACACCCAGAGAGCUUCCCUAGAUAAAUUCCUCAGUCUAGGUGCUGAGACACACCUUCCCCAAGUGCUGUGGGGAGCAGGAGCUGGGGAGCUGUGUUAGCUGACAUAGAAACCCUCCAGUGUUUGAUUUUGUGUAGAGAGUAGGACAUAGGGAAAAAGAGGCCAAGCUGUCUGUAGUUAGUAGAGAAGAAUGGAUGUGGUUCUUCUUGUGUAUUUAUUUGUAUCAUAAACACUUGGAACAACAAAGCCCAUAAACACCAUUUAGCAGUUGUAGCCAUUUUCUAGUUAGUUCAUAUAAACAAGUAAGGGUAACAUAACAGUAUUACCCUUUCACCCUUCUCACAGGACAUGUACCUAAAUAUGGUACUUUAUUUAUGUAGUCACUGCAUUG